Messenger RNA from Diospyros lotus (date-plum), 2070 nucleotides. Its product is annotated as transcription factor TGA9-like. Gene Ontology annotation, biological process: regulation of DNA-templated transcription; DNA-templated transcription. The transcript has 13 exons. Lineage: Eukaryota; Viridiplantae; Streptophyta; Magnoliopsida; Ericales; Ebenaceae. The record is from RefSeq and is a predicted model, not a curated record. Bases 483 to 1844 code for a protein of 453 amino acids. Gene Ontology annotation, molecular function: sequence-specific DNA binding; DNA-binding transcription factor activity.
GGGUCAGUGAUUCUAGUGGGUUCCUGCAAAAAGACCCCACCUUCUAUGUAGAUACAAAAAUAUGUUAGAAUCAUAUUAUAUUUUCUGUUUCCCGGCCCCACAAAACCAGAGGCCUCGGACAGGGUUGGAAGGACAAGAUUUUCUGUACUGCGGCAAGAGUUUCAAAUCUGAUUAUUAUUACUCCGGAAGGAAAUAAAGCAUCCGAAUCAGAAUAAUCAACAGGUUUCUUCCCAGGGAAGAGAAGGAGAGAAGAAAAGAGGAUAGAGACCGAUGAAAGAUCAAGGUUGAAAUGAUCUAGCACAGAGAGAGAGAGAGAGAGGUACAUCCUUGAGAGAGAAAAAAACAGGGCUGGAUCCUCUUGUGGUGGCGGCAAUUUAAGAUAUAUACUUUGACAAGAAAGCUUUGAUCGUUUUACUUCUUGAGUUCUCUCAGUUGAGCUUCGCUAGCUAGCUUCAGAGCAGGACUUCCUCGCCGAGAUUUCCAUGGAAAACUUGAGAAGCAUGAGAAUAAGCUUUGAAGACUGGCAAACAGUUUAUUGCAUGGCGAGUCACAGGGUUGGGGAGACUUCAAACCACCAUAACCCGUAUUCAGUUCUGCAAGGGAUUAAUCCCACUACAAACUUCAUCAACGAAGAAGGAUCUCCUUUUGAUUUUGGGGAACUGGAGGAAGCAAUAGUGCUGCAGGGUGUCAAGAUCAACAAUGAUGAAGCAAAAGCAUCUUUUCUUACAGCCAGGCCAGCAGCUACUCUGGAAAUGUUCCCUUCUUGGCCUCUCAGAUUCCACCAGACCCCAAGAGGAAGUUCAAAAUCAGGAGGGGAGAGCACUGAUUCAGGAUCAGCAGUAAACACUCUUUCAAGCAAAGCUGAGGCGCAUCUUGAGCCAGAAUCUCCCAUGGCAAGUGAUGGGCAUGGAGCAUCAUUAUCACAGAAUCAAGCCACUCAACAAGCUGCGAAGGCCACAGCAGAAAAGAGGAAAUUUGGAGCUACUGGUUCAACUUCAGAUAAAGUACUUGAUGCCAAGACGUUGAGGCGUUUGGCUCAGAACAGAGAGGCAGCAAGAAAGAGCAGGCUCAGGAAAAAGGCCUAUGUGCAGCAGCUAGAGUCCAGCAGGAUAAAGCUUGCUCAGUUGGAGCAGGACCUUCAGCGAGCCCGGGCUCAGGGUUUGCUAUUGGGAGGAGGUGGGGGUGCGAGUGUCAGUUCUGGCGCAACAAUAUUUGACAUGGAGUAUGGAAGAUGGUUAGACGACGAUCAUCGGCACGUAUCGGAGCUCCGGGCGGCGCUGCAGGCGCAUUUACCGGACGGUGAUCUGAGGGUGAUUGUGGAUGGAUACGUUGCUCAUUACGAUGAGAUUUUCAGGCUCAAGGAGGUGGCCGCCAAGUCCGACGUCUUCCACCUCAUCACCGGCAUGUGGACCACGCCUGCGGAGCGUUGUUUCCUCUGGAUAGGUGGUUUUCGGCCUUCCGAACUUAUCAAGAUGUUGUCGACGCAGAUAGAGCCGUUAACAGAGCAGCAAAUAGUGGGGAUAUGCGGCCUGCAGCAGUCAUCGCAGCAGGCUGAGGAGGCCCUUUCGCAGGGGCUGGAACAGCUGCAACAGUCUCUGGUUGACACCAUUGCUGGUGGCUCAUUCAACGAUGGCAUGCAUCCCAUGGCUCUUGCUUUUGCCAAGCUCUCCAAUCUCGAGGGCUUCCUUCGACAGGCUGAUAAUUUGAGACAACAGACUCUUCAUCAAUUAUGCCGAAUACUAACAGUUCGACAAGCAGCGCGAUGCUUUCUGGUGAUUGGAGAAUACUACGCCCGAUUACGAGCCUUAAGCUCCUUUUGGGUUUCUCGACCCCACAGAGGUUGAUGAUCAGUGAGAGGAAGAUUCCUACUGCUACAAAGAGCUAGCUCUGUGAUGAGGAAUAUGAAAUACAUAGCUAGAAUUUUCUUUUAAUUAAUUAAUGUAUCUUCUUAAUUUUCCUUUUUUUAAUAUAAUUAAUUAGCUUUCUAAUCGCUUUAUAUAUAUAUCCUCAAGUCUCCAUGUCAAUAGAAAUCAAUUUAUUUAUGAGCAUUGAUAAGCUUUUUCUUUUUUC